AUGGCCAAGUUUGUCAGCCGGUGUCUGCUUGUCUGUCUGCUUGUGUUCACUACUGGUAUCGCGGCUGCGCCAGUGGCUCACAGUUCUGGCGGCGCAGAACACAUUGUCAUCCUCGACAAGAGUCUGCCAACUCCACCAAAAGUCGCAGAGAUUCUGGCCCGGUUGGACUUGCACGAGGAGCAUUCCGACGUACGAUAUGUCUUCAACAACAGUGCUUUCAUUGGGUUUGCAGCUUCGAUGAACUCGCACUGCCUGGAUCUACUAGCGAACAUGACAGAAGUGUCUACCAUCGAGCAAGCUGUGGCCUUGAGCAGAAGUGCGGUCGCUUCUACCAGACCGAACGCUCCUUGGGGACUCCAACGCAUCUCCAACCGUUUGGCUGCUGACGGUAGUCCAUCUGCCAUGCAAUACACCUACUCAUUCGUAGACCCAACACUGGGGGCGAAAUCAGAUAUCUACAUCAUCGACAGUGGCAUCUUCGAGGCUCACAACGUCUUCAACGGCCGUGCAAAGAUGCUGUGGUCCCACAACGGGGAUAUGGAGGAUAAUGACGGUCAUGGGACGCACGUCGCAGGGACGGCUGCAGGUGACAUCCUCGGCGUUGCUUCCAACGCGAGGCUCUAUGGCAUCAAAGCUCUUGAUUCCGAUGGCGGUGGACUUAGUUCCAGCGUCAUCGCCGGCAUUAAUUACGUUGUCAAUCGACACGACAAUCGCAAAGCAGCAGGAGAUGAAUUUGCCGGCUCGGUGAUUUCCAUGUCUCUGGCCUCAAAAUCACCGGUAGAGGCAAUCAACUUUGCUGUCAAAGCYGCUGUUGCAAACGGCAUACAUGUCUGUGUCGCAGCUGGCAACAAUGGCGGCGAUGCCUGUAAGUCCUCCCCUGCUUCGGCAGGUGGAUUGGCUGGCACAGCAAUCUCAGUCGGCGCUGUGGACAUCCAUGAUCAGCGCGCUAGCUUCUCGAACCAUGGCGAUUGUGUCGACAUCUACGCUCCCKGCGUAGGCAUCGUUAGCAGUUGGAUUGGUGAAAAUAACAUGGUGAACUCGCUCUCAGGGAGCAGCAUGUCUGCGCCCCAUGUCACAGGUAUAAUAGCAUAUGCUAUGGCCAACCAGACGCUCGCCGACGAUCCAGGACUGAUGAAGGAAUGGCUUCUCGCCGCGGCUUUGCCUUUGAGCGAUGGAACACUCUUGGCCAACAAUGGCGUGCAAACAGGUUGA
This is a messenger RNA of Ramularia collo-cygni, 1212 nucleotides long. RefSeq lists its product as uncharacterized. NCBI's taxonomy places the organism in Eukaryota, Fungi, Ascomycota, Dothideomycetes, Mycosphaerellales, Mycosphaerellaceae. The record is from RefSeq and is a predicted model, not a curated record. Gene Ontology annotation, molecular function: serine-type endopeptidase activity. The transcript has 3 exons. The coding region runs from base 1 to 1212 and encodes 403 amino acids. Gene Ontology annotation, biological process: proteolysis.